Cercopithifilaria johnstoni is the source of this 3951-nucleotide messenger RNA. The record is from the annotation of a GenBank genome assembly. Lineage: Eukaryota; Metazoa; Nematoda; Chromadorea; Rhabditida; Onchocercidae.
GAACAGUUCUUAACGAAAUAUCCAGAAUACGAUGGUAGGAAUAUUAUUAUUGGUAUAUUGGACACAGGCAUAGAUCCAUCACUUCCUGGAUUACAGGUAACGAGUCAUGGACUGCAAAAGGUGAUAGAUGUAAUAGAUUGUACAGGAGCCGGCGACGUAGAUACAUCGACAGUGCGUACAGCGACUGAUGGUUAUGUUAUCGGACUUACAGGAAGAAAGCUAAAGAUUCCUGAAGCCUGGGUUAAUCCAAGUGGUAAAUAUCAUAUAGGAAUAAAGCCAAUUUAUGAAUUGUACAAUAAAAAUUUGUUAGAAAGAAUAAAGAAAGAAAGGAAGGAGAGUCUUUUUAAUAGCGGGCAAAAAUUGGCAAUGGCUGAUGCAAUGCGUCAGCUCGUUGCGCACGAAGAAGCAAUCGGUGGAACGUCCGAUAAAAUGAGUGAUAAGGAAGAUAGAGAAGAACUUUCGAGUCAGGUAGAAAUUUUAAAAAGUUUGGACAAAAUGGAUGAUCCAGGACCGAUUGCUGACUGCAUCGUUUUUCAUGAUGGCACGAAAUUCAGAGCUUGUAUAGAUACUUCAUAUCGUGGGCGUUUAAGCUUAGCACCUCUACUCAGCAGUUACCGUGAAAGCGGUAAAUAUUACAAGCUCUCCGACAAUGAUAUGCUGACAUUCUGUAUUACUAUACAUGACAAUGGUAAUUUGUUGGAAAUAUGUGUCCCUUCCGGUACGCAUGGAUCUCACGUUGCAAACAUCGCUGCUGCUUACUUUCCUAACGAACCGGAAAAAUCUGGGCUGGCUCCUGGAGCUCAAAUUGUUUCUCUAUGCAUCGGUGAUCAUCGUCUGAAAAGUAUGGAAACGGGUACUGCACUUACCCGGGCUCUGAGUCGCUGUGCUGAUAUGGGUGUACAUCUCAUCAAUUACUCCUACGGUGAAGCGACAAACUUCCCGAAUUCGGGUCGUAUUAUCAAGGCUGUAGAUAGAGUAGUAAGGCGUUAUGGGAUAUUAUUUUUUUCGUCAGCAGGAAAUUGUGGCCCAGCUUUAUCAACCGGUGGAUGCCCCGGCACAACUACUACUUCAGUUAUCGGAGUUGGUGCAUAUCUUUCGCCAACAAUGAUGGAAGCAAUGUAUAGUAUGCUUGAUAAGUUACCUCUCACACUGUAUCCGUGGUCAUCCAGAGGCCCAACUGCUGAUGGAGCAUUAGGUGUAUCAAUUUGUGGUCCAGGUGCAGCUAUUACAAGUGUGCCUAAGUUUGCGCUGAAAGCAGGCCAACUAAUGAACGGUACUUCGAUGAGUUCACCAAAUGUUACAGGAACUGUCGCAUGUUUGCUUAGCGCUUUGAAGGCACAGAACAUUUCAUGGGGUCCUUAUCUAAUUCGAUUAGCUUUGGAAAAUACUGCCCGGUUACCAAAAGAUCAAAGUCGUUUUGCUGUCGGUAGUGGACUGUUGCAGGUAGAUGAAGCGUACAAUUUCAUGCAGGAACAUUACUUAUUAAUUUCACCUCUACUCACCCAUUUCAAAAUUAGAAUUAACGGUAUAAGUGCACGUGGAAUUUACUUACGUGAACGAUAUCAGACAUCUUGUAUUAAUACAUAUGUUAUCGCUGUGCAGCCAAAAUUCAAGCCGAAAUCAGAUAAUGAUGCAAAAAUAGCAUUCGAAAAGCAUUUAGUAUUAACAUGUGAUGCGUCUUAUAUCAAAUGUCCAAAACAGUUUACAUUAAUGCAUCAGGAACGAGAAUUCACCAUAUCAUUGGACCCGGUUGGCCUUGAAGCCGGUGUUGCUCAUUUCACUGAAAUAUGUGCUUAUGAUUCGGAAAACAUUUCACUUGGUCCCUUAUUCCGUAUACCAAUAACUGUAAUUGUUCCGUUAAGCUUAGAUGAUAAUUCGCGGCAUACGAUAAGACGAAAGUUACAGUGCAAGCCUGCUCGUCCGGAACGACUUUUUAUUCAUGUACCCGAAGGUGCCGAUUGGGCUUGUUUGAAGUUGACAUCCUGUGGAACUCAACUGCAAGCAAAAUACGUUGCCCACAUUGUUCAACUUUUACCGGAUACAGCAUACCGUUCAACUGAAUUUCAUAAAACAGUAUCACUAGAACAAAAUCAAGAAGAGCAAUUUGCUGUCGCGUUACGCGGCGGGCGUACUAUGGAGUUAUGCAUAACGAAAUGGUGGUCUAAUUUGGGUGAAGCGAUGUUGGAAACUGAAUUAGUAUUUCAUGGUGCCGUCCCUUCGCCUACUGUAUUAAACAUGUUUUCAACCGAAACACCAUUCCAUUUUACCGUAUGUAAUUCGAUGAUGAGGUUUGAAGAUGUGCGACCGGCCAUAACAUUCCGUUAUAUUUGUCAACCAUUUCGGCCAGCAGAAGCAAAAGUGCAACCUCUUGGACCGCGUGAUCUCUUCUUCACCGACCUGCAAAUUUUUCGUUUGCUUCUCACUUAUAACUUCUCUUUACAAAAAGCAACCGAUGCAUAUGUUGAAUUGCCUGGCAUAACCGACUACCUCUAUGAAAGUGCAUUUGAUGAUGUACAUAUUAUGAUUUUCUCUUCAACAAAGCAAUAUAUUGGAAGCAGUGCUCCAUAUCCAGACCGGUAUACUCUGAAAUUGGAGAAAGGCGAGUAUCGUAUUCGUGUACAGAUUAGGCAUGAAGAUGCGUCGCUACUAGAGAAAUACCGUGAAACGGUCUUAAUUUUAAAGCUGAAGCUUCCGUCAGCGAUCAGUUUGGAUUGUUUUUCAGAUUACGAAAGUGCUGUAAAAGGGGAAGGGAAAAAAUUCGGCACGAGGAAAAUGAAACCAGGUGAAGUUGGUGUCGUAUACAUUGGUCCAAUUCCGGAAGAUAAACUUCCGAAAUUUGGUUGGCCCGGUUGCUAUUUAACUGGAGCGCUUUGUUUAUCAGAUAUGGAAAUAGCUCGAAGUCAUGUGCAGUAUCAAGUAAUAUAUACAUUUUCGGAAUGGAGUCGCAAGCAGACCAAAGCCGUUUCAUCAGUUGCUUUAAUAAAAAAGAAGGAAGAUUUUGCACCUGAUUCUAUGCAAGCUAUGAAUGAAGCACUGCGUGAAUUUUAUGUACAAUGGCUAGGAAAAUUACAAGAUGUUGUGUAUGCAAAUGAUUUAUAUGAUCAUUUAAUUGCCGAGAACCCAAAAAAUUUGAGAAUCAUGCAAACGCAGCUAAAGCGUUUGUUCGACAGUAAGUAUAAUCCAGAAAAUCAUAGCCGAAUUCUGGAAUUGGCAGACGCAAUUCUAGAUGCAGCCAAACCGGAUGAAGUGUUGAAAUACUUGGGCUCUAAACAUGAGAAUAGUGAAAGUGAUAUCAUCAUCAGGACAGAUAUGGAAAAUCGUAAGAACGCCAUUAUCGAUGCCUUAGUCAUCAAAGUAGAUGCAUUAGUUGAUGAACAUUUGGCAAUUAGUACUCAGGAAAUACCAAAGGCAUUUCGGCAUGGUUUGAACGUCGAUGUCACUUUAAAGACUGAGAAAACAUCCCCAACAAGUGGAGAGCUUACUAAAAGAUCAUCAAUCAGCGAUUUUCAGUUGAUAGAAGAUACGAAGAAAAAAGAUACAGAUGAUGUUGGCAUUGGUGGAGCAGGCGAUUUGCUAGCAACACUAGAAUCAGAUCAAAUAACUGAUACGUUACCAACAAGUAUUGAGACUGCAGAAUCGGAUCAAGCAGGAAGAACUAUAAAAGUUACACUGAAAGAAAUUGAUACUGCAUACUAUGAAGUUUUAAAAUGGUUGGAAGCGACUGAUCCAAAGGUUUUGAUAUUAUCUGCAAAGCAAGCUGUUGCACAUGCUCACUAUGGUCGAGCCUUGAAAUAUUUGAGAAAGGCAAGUGAAGAUAAAAACUUUGCAAAUAAUUUGAUUGUGGAAGCGGCAGCUGUUGAGCUUGUGGAACAACUCGGUUGGAUGCAUCUUGCAAGCAACUUACGAAACCAAAUGAUUGUUAAAUAUCGCAACGAUUACCGCCUUUUUUAA